AUGCGUCUCGUGGAUUUCUUGGUCCCAGCUUCUCUGGUUCAUCUGGUUCUAGCCAGAGCUUUUCCUGCCGAGAGGCUGAAAGGUCGACAGCUGGAUCAGGAACCUGUUUGUUCCGCAGCCCAACCAUCGACGAAAGCUCCUCACAAGAACUUUUGGGGGUCUCUGACUAAAAAAGAGACUGCCGAUGUGCUUGCUCUUCUACACAGCAAUGCAACAGGUUUCAACCUGACCGUUGCAGAGAAGGCUGGCAGCAUGUCGGUUGAACUCAUGAUGCCUAACAAGACCGAUGUCCUCCCAUUCUUGUCAGACAGCGAAGGUACCCCGACCCGAUACGCCUUGGCUGCAGUCAUGUUUGGUGCACCUGAAGCAGCGUAUCUCCAGGAAUUCAAGGUUGGGCCAUUGCCAAUCACUAAUUCAUCAGUUAUCGCACCGUACACCUUUGCAAACACAAAGACUGGUGACGGUAAGAUUGCAGUUGUCAACCCUGAUGCGAAGGAGUAUGCGGACUUCAAUCUCAAAGUCAUGAAGGAGGCAGAGGACGUGACCAAACGUCUCUGGAAUCUGACGGUCGAUGAUGGACUCCAGAUCCCAUUAGCUUUUGCGGCCCCUCUCAAUGUUACCAACGGCAAAGUCAUCAUGUGGCAAGGCUUCAACGCGCCUGUCACUAGCAUCUACGACACGAUUUCGCUACUUCCACUGGGUCUAUUCUUGAGGACAGAUAUCACAGGCCGUGAUCCAAGCAAAUGGAAAGUGACAGGGUGGGUAUACAACAAUGAAUUCUACAAAGAUCUCGAUGGUCUCCGUGCAGCUAUGGACCAACCUAACUUCAAGGCCAUGGGAAUGAAUUUGGACCAGCCUUGGGCCCACACAACCAAAAACGGCGAUGAUCUCCCGCUCGAUGAUCAACCUCCGCCCGCAUCUGUUCAAUCUGGCAAGUCGAGGUUCUCCGUUGACGAGGAGGAGAGUUAUGUGACUUGGAUGGACUUCUCUUUCUAUGUCAGUAUUACGCGAGAUAAUGGGCUUCGACUUUAUGAUGUUAGAUACAAGGGGAAGAGGAUUCUCUACGAGUUUGGAAUGGAUGAGGCAAUCGCGCAUUACGCCGGCAUUGACCCAGUCCAAUCUGGAAUAUGUUAUUUUGAUAGCAUGUCUGGAUUCGCCCCCGCAAUGAUCUCUCUCGUCAGGGGAUACGACUGCCCAGCAUACUCUCACUAUGUCAAUGUGACAGAGACUACAGGCGAGACGACAUUUACUCAGAAGGACGGCCUCUGCAUGUUCGAGAUCGACAAGGGCUACCCUAUCCAGCGACACUCCUGGGCCGGACACACCACCGUGACAAAGAAUAUCGCAUUCAAUGUCCGUGCUAUCUACACAAUUGGAAACUACGACUACAUGAUGACCUAUGAGUUCCACCUUGACGGUUCCAUCGAAGUUUCAGUCAGAGCAUCAGGUUACAUCUCGUCGGCAUUCUACGCUCAGAACGAAGACUACGGAUUCAAGAUUCAUGACAGCCUUUCUGGAUCUCUCCAUGAUCACGUCAUCACAUUCAAAGCGGAUUUCGACAUCUUGGGGGAGAAGAACUCUUUGCAAAAGAUUGCCAUCGAACCCACGACUGAAAAGUACAAAUGGUCUGAUGAGACAAGAAAUACCAUGAAGGCAGUCAAGAGCUUCAUUGAGAAUGAAGAUGAUGGCAAGAUCAACUGGUCUCCUAAUGGUGGCGCAAUGUAUGCUGUGGUCAAUAAAGACGCGAAGAACACCUAUGGAGAAAACCCCGGGUGGAGGAUUGCACCAGCUUCUGGUGUGGCAUAUCUGACCGUCGAAGAUUCCUCGGUCACACAGAAGGCCGCGCACCACACAACACAUCAUCUCUAUGUCACUCGACAAAAAGACAACGAGUUAUACGCUGUCGGAGCGUACAAUUCGCUGACUCCCGAGGACCCUCAGGUUGACUUCAAUGAGUAUUUCAACGGCGAGUCACUUGACCAAGAGGACAUUGUUGUUUGGUUCAAUUUGGGAAUGCACCACAUGCCUCACACAGGCGAUCUUCCCAACACCGUCUUCUCAACAGCGCACUCAGCCAUGACCAUUGAGCCUUUCAACUAUAAUCUGGGCGAUCCUUCGCAGGCUUCUUCCCAGCAAGUCUUGAUUAAGACUAAGAAGGGUGGUAAGGCUGAGAUCGUCACUUAUGGUGCUAAGAAUGCGACAUGCCCGAUUGACCUGGCACAACUGAACCCCGAUCUAUCGGACUAUUCCAACAGUAUCAGUGUUCUCAAGUACCCUUUUGAUGGAUCAAAGCCAGACCGUUCUUGA
This is a messenger RNA of Fusarium venenatum, 2307 nucleotides long. Lineage: Eukaryota; Fungi; Ascomycota; Sordariomycetes; Hypocreales; Nectriaceae. The record is from RefSeq and is a predicted model, not a curated record.